GCAGAACUUUGAAGCACAAAUGGCGCCGAAGACGACAGCGACGACGAGCACGCCCUCUGAAGCAUCCCAGAAGGAUGCGUUACAAGCUUUGUGGAAGGCAUAUAACGAACAAACCCCGGAUCGUCUCAAAUUCGUCGACUCCUUCCUCGUCUUCCUCAUUCUCUCGGGCGUCAUUCAAUUCUUGUACUGCAUCCUUGUCACCAACUUCCCCUUCAACGCCUUCCUUGCUGGCUUUGGAAGCACGGUUGGCCAGUUCGUCCUCACGGCGUCAUUGCGUGCCCAAGUCAACCCAGACAAUCGCGGAGAGUUCAAGGACGUAUCCCCUGAAAGAGCAUUUGCCGACUUCGCCAUAGGCUCCAUCGUCCUGCACUUCUUCGUCUAUAACUUCCUCGGCUAGUACGCUGCCAAUAUACCGCGUGUAUGUGCAUUGUGAUACCGUUCGGUGGAGCCCAAUGAGAGACGAGAGGGAAAGGCCUGGAAUAAAUAUACCGAGAAGGGAUAUGAUACAAGUGGUGUAGCGCAAGGCGAUCAUCGCUUUCGCUCGAAAGACUUGGACCUCUGUGGAUGAUCAAUAACUGCUACGUCGCCUUUCGCAGACCACGCACCCCAAGGACCACUACAGCGAAGUCAAAGACAUAUUCCCCUGCAUUUAUCAUGAGGCCCGACCAUGAGAGC
Schizophyllum commune H4-8 is the source of this 675-nucleotide messenger RNA. Its product is annotated as defender against death DAD protein. NCBI's taxonomy places the organism in Eukaryota, Fungi, Basidiomycota, Agaricomycetes, Agaricales, Schizophyllaceae. Gene Ontology annotation, biological process: protein N-linked glycosylation. The record is from RefSeq and is a predicted model, not a curated record. The transcript has 3 exons. Gene Ontology annotation, cellular component: oligosaccharyltransferase complex; membrane. The coding region runs from base 20 to 397 and encodes 125 amino acids.